CUGCUAUUUACUUUAUUAGACGCAUUAAACCAUCGAAAAUUACAAUUGGGAUUUUAGGGAUUUAUAGAACGUGACACAAACUAGGAUACGAACGUGAAAAGUGAGAAACAAAACGCAGCUAAAGUUGCUUUGUUUUACGAUAAUAAUGAAAAGGACAACUUAAAAAUAUUUACAACACGUAUGUCCCGUUCAUAUCAUAAAUACUAUUUAAAUCUGAGCAUUUAUCCAUAUUUAUAGGUACUAAAUAGAGUAUAACUGUGACAAAAUGAUGUUGUGUUACUUAAUUUCAUGGAUAGUAGGUACAUACUCCGCUUAACUUACCUAUCCAAUCAAACUGCGUAACGGAACAAGCGUUGGUUGAGUGAGUUGACAUGUUGCAUUGGUUAUUGACAAUAUUUUCAUGAAUAUCUUGCAUUGGCUAGUAAACAUAAAAAUAAUUUGCAAUGGCUCAACCACAGUGCGAAAUCGAAUAUACUAGCAAUGUGCAAUUAUUCAACAAAAUACAAACACCAAAAGUGUGUGUAUCUUGCUUGAGUCAAAAUGCUCCAUUCGUUUAUUUGUCAACCUGUAAACAUACACGAUUUUUCGAAUAUUUCCUGCACCUUAAGAUAGAAUUUUCCGAGCUGAUGGUGUGCACACUCUGUCACUUCAUGCUGAAGAAGAUGGAGAUAUUUAGAGAGGAGUCAGAAAAUAAUUUUGCAUUCCUUAACACACAGUGUACAACCCUACUCCGGUCGUCCAAGCCAGCCCUCCAAGCGACCGCGGUGCACACCACAGACAGUACAGAGCCAAUACAGGAGGACGUCUGCCAAGAUUUCCCGUGUGACGACUUCGUCACGGAGGUUAAGAUUGAACACGAAUCUGACGUUGAUGUACCGUUGUCAGAGAUAAAAAAGGAAAUUAAAGGCAAGUCUAAAAACAAAAAGAAAGUCAAGAAAACUAAAGUCGAACUAAAAUACGAUGGCAAAGUCCGCGUCGUGCAUCUCACCGAGGAGGAGAUGUGGAGUGAGAGAGAGAGGGAUAGAAAUAGAGCGGCGUUCCUGAAACUUCCUUAUCGAUGUGACGACUGCAUCACCGGGUUUGACCAUGAGAUGAAUUUGAAGGAUCACGCUGAAAAAAGACAUGGCAAGAAAAAUAAUAAUUUUGUCUGCAAAGUCUGCAAGUCCGUGUUGGGAUCAGAACAUUCAUUUAAAGAACAUGUUAAAAGACAUUACAAGAGAUAUGAAUGCAGUGUGUGCGGCAAACGCAACAACACUGUGUACUCCGUGGUGACGCACUACAAGGAGCAGCACGGCGUUAUUGACGCGGCGCACACGUGUCGCGAUUGCGGGUUCACCACCGACUCCCACCGCAGCUACCGCUACCACCGCGACAAGCACAAGCCCAAGCAGCAAUGCGCGCUGUGCUCCAGCACCUUCGUCAACGCUGCAGGCCUGCGCGUGCAUAUGUACACGGUGCACAAGCAAUCCGAGCGCGUGUUCUCGUGCGAGGCGUGCAACAAGGUGUACGCGUCGAGCUCGGGGCUGGCGGCGCACGCGCAGGCCGCGCAUCGUCCGCGUCGCGCCUUCUGCGCGCGCUGCCAGCUGCACUUCACCACGCGCGCCAGCCUCGCGCACCAUCUGCAAACGCACUCCAAACACGGCGGGGAUUCUAACAAGGUGACUUGUGACGAGUGCGGGGGACGGUUUCGUACAAAAACAGCUCUGUUGGAACACAUAGACUUUGUGCAUCUCAAGAAGAAUAAAUAUCUGUGCGGAAGAUGCUCCAAGUCGUUUAUGAACAAAGCUGCCCUGAAGAAGCACACAGACUUCGUGCACGAGAAAAUCCGGCCGCCGCGCAACAAGAUAUGUGACCACUGCGGGAGGGGAUUCACGACGAUGUCGAUCCUGCGGUCGCACGUGCGCACGCACACCGGCGAGCGCCCGCUGCAGUGCGCGCGCUGCCCCGCCACCUUCGCGCACAGUGCUGCCCUCUACACACACAACAAACUCAUACACCAGCCGCAUACUAAUGUGUGAUGUAAUGUGAUAUGUUUAAUAAAUUGUUUUUAUACA
Messenger RNA from Plodia interpunctella (Indianmeal moth), 2054 nucleotides. RefSeq names its product zinc finger protein 883-like. The coding region runs from base 444 to 2018 and encodes 524 amino acids. Gene Ontology annotation, molecular function: RNA polymerase II cis-regulatory region sequence-specific DNA binding; DNA-binding transcription factor activity, RNA polymerase II-specific. The record is from RefSeq and is a predicted model, not a curated record. Gene Ontology annotation, biological process: regulation of transcription by RNA polymerase II. Lineage: Eukaryota; Metazoa; Arthropoda; Insecta; Lepidoptera; Pyralidae. Gene Ontology annotation, cellular component: nucleus. The transcript has 11 exons.